CGCCGUAUCCCUCUGGACGAAACCAUUUUGUGGAGAAGGGGUGCGAAGCGGCGUGCUAACAGCAGCCUGGCAAUUGGCCGGUUCACCUGAUUCGCUGCUUCUGAGCCCCGUAUUACCGCCCAGAAGCGAGCGGCGCUGCCUGCUUCGGCAAUCGGUACGCUAGGCAUGAAGAGGAAGCCCGCGGGUUCUGCGGUGGCUAGUCGGAGCCCCGCGCGGAAGCGUGGCCGCGUCCGGGCGGCGAAGAAGAAGCGGCGGCGGCCGUCGCCACGGACGGGAGACUCCGGCGAUGGGGGCGAGGAGGUCCGACGCGCCCGGCACUUGAGGGUGCUGGCCGGGAGGCCGGCGGUGGAGCGGUGCCUGGAGGAGCUGGUGUUCGGCGGCAGCCAGGACGCCGAGGAGGAGGAGCUGCUGCAGCGGUUGCGGGGCCCGGGCAAGCAGCUUGAUGAUGUAGUCACAGGAAAUCUUCUAAAAGAGGACUCCAGUGACUCAGAAGUGGAGAAUGAAGCAAAAGAUAAUUUUCCUCCAUCUAAAAAACCAGCAUGGGUGGAUGAUGAAGAUGAAGCCGAGGAAAUAAUUGACAUGACCCAUCGUUAUCGGAAAGAUAUGAUGAAAAGUGAUGCAGAGAAGAAGCUUACCAAAGAAAAUCUUCAAAAGAGACUUCAAGAACAGUUUCAGCGAACUAUGGGAGGAGUGCCUUUCUGGGCACAGAAAGACAAGAAGAAAGCCAGAAAAAGUGAAAAUGAUGAUGACAGUGAUGAAGAUGAUGAGCUGCUCCGCAAGACGGGCAAUUUUGUGUCUGCAUCAGAGACUUUACCAAGAGGCAUUUUACAGAUGAAAAAUUGCUUGGAUGCUAAUAAUGAACGUCCUUCUGAUGCUAAACUGAGAACUGUGCAGUUCCAUCCUUCUGCACAAGUAGUUAUGACUGCUGGACUAGAUCAGUCUAUAUCACUGUUUCAGGUGGAUGGUAAAACUAAUCCAAAGAUUCAGAGCAUACAUCUGGAAAGCUUUCCAGUCUAUAAGGCUCAUUUCAGUGCUGAUGGAGAACAAGUUAUAGCUACUGGUACACGCAGUAAACUGUUCUAUGUGUAUGACAUGAUGAGUGGAAAUAUUAUUCCUGUUAAACAAAUAAGAGGAAUGCAAGAGAAAUUUAUCAGAAAGUUUGAAGUAUCUCCAGAUGGAUCGUUCCUGCUGCUUACUGGGACCUCGGGUUAUCUUCAUUUGUUGACAAUGAAGACAAAGGAGCUGAUUGGCAGUAUGAAAAUAAAUGGAAAGGCUGUUGCAUCAGCAUUCUCUCCAGAUAGCAGCAAAAUUUACACAAAUUCUAAUGAGGGUGAAGUUUUCAUUUGGGAUGUGAAAAGUAGGCGCUGUCUAAACAGGUUCACUGAUGAAGGCUGUUUGCGUGGAACAUGUCUUGCUGUAUCAAAAAAUGGACAGUACGUGGCAUGUGGUUCCUGUUCGGGAGUUGUGAAUGUGUAUACCCACGAUGUUUGCCUCAGAGAAACCAAUCCUAAACCAGUUAAAGCCAUAAUGAACUUGGUUACAGCUGCUACGUCUCUGACCUUCAAUCCCACCACAGAAAUUUUGGCAGUGGCCUCCAGUACAGCAGAUGAUGCAGUCAAGCUGGUACACAUUCCUUCACUUACUGUAUUCUCAAACUUCCCUGUGUUCAGAAGAAAGGUCAUUUAUCUUGCUCAGUCGAUGGAUUUCUCUCCCAGAAGUGGGUUUUUUUCCAUAGGAAACAACAAAGGCAAAGCUUUGUUGUAUAGGUUGAAACAUUAUUCGGAUUUCUAAGAGAGACGGUAUGAGGAAAGUUUCUUUGAAUCACAAAAAUAUGCUGUAAUCUUCAGUUACAAGUAUACUGAUUUAAAAAAAAAAAAGCACAAACUGCUGAUUUUUAAAAUACUUUUGUAUUUUUUUAAUGAAAGUUCGUAAGUUCCAAUGUUGUGCUUGUUUGGUGGCUUUUGUGAGUAUUCUGUUGCUUAAUAAAAGCACCUGAUAACA
Messenger RNA from Dermochelys coriacea (leatherback sea turtle), 2001 nucleotides. RefSeq names its product UTP18 small subunit processome component (gene UTP18). Bases 166 to 1791 code for a protein of 541 amino acids. The transcript is spliced from 15 exons. Gene Ontology annotation, molecular function: protein binding. Gene Ontology annotation, biological process: rRNA processing. Lineage: Eukaryota; Metazoa; Chordata; Testudines; Dermochelyidae. The record is from RefSeq and is a predicted model, not a curated record. Gene Ontology annotation, cellular component: Pwp2p-containing subcomplex of 90S preribosome; small-subunit processome.